Phacochoerus africanus (Common warthog) is the source of this 4913-nucleotide messenger RNA. It is a transcript of the gene TADA2B, whose product is annotated as transcriptional adaptor 2B. Gene Ontology annotation, cellular component: nucleus; SAGA-type complex. Gene Ontology annotation, biological process: chromatin remodeling; regulation of transcription by RNA polymerase II. NCBI's taxonomy places the organism in Eukaryota, Metazoa, Chordata, Mammalia, Artiodactyla, Suidae. Gene Ontology annotation, molecular function: zinc ion binding; chromatin binding; transcription coactivator activity. The record is from RefSeq and is a predicted model, not a curated record. Bases 1403 to 2647 code for a protein of 414 amino acids. The transcript is spliced from 4 exons.
CCCUGGCCUGGGAACCUCCCUGUGCAGUGGGCGUGGCCCUAAAAAGACCAAACAAAGAGAGCGCGUUAGGUCAUCCCCCUCACUGAGGCUGCGCCUUGGAAAUUAGGGUCUUGUGUGCUUUCCUGGGCCUUUCUCACUAGGCUUUAGGCUCGUGUUGUGGUCCCUGGGGGACGAGUAGCUGACGGCCAGUGUCUCUUGACAGUGGCCUUCUUGAGGCGGUGGCUAAGGUUGAUUGCUGAUGGGGGUUCCUGGUGACAGGUCGCUAGCCCCUGUGACUUGCGGCUUCAUAGAUCCCCUUAAGCCGGGUCCAUCUGGAGCCGGAGUCCCCUUUGUUACCUAGAGAGGAGGUCACUGAGGUCAGUGCCGCGUCCGCAGCUGCGGGGCCUGCUCGCCUGGCGGGGCAGGGAACCCAGGCUGUGUGCGUGGACAGGGAGGCGGCGCCGCGGCAGCGUGAAUGCGCACAGACCGAGCCGUGGUGCUUGGGAAGCCCUGGGCGUGUUAGCUCUGCACUGGUGCAGCUGCCUCGUGGGACAGAAGAGUCAUCCUCUUCCUUCUUCUGGCUGCCCCCACCGGCCGGCGUGGGGACGCUCCCGGCCAGGGAUCAAGUCCGAGCCGCAGCUGCUGCCUGCCCCGCUGCUGCGCUGACGCCGCGUCCUUAACUGGCUGCGGCACAGCGAGUAGAAGAGCCGUCGUCUCUUUUAAGCCGUCUGUUUUACUGUUUUCCUUUAAUUUAUUUUGAGUGAGAAUCUUAGACAGAGCGUCGCGGCAGAAUUUACCUUUAAACACGUUUAGUUUUGCUCAGAAGAGUUAAAAAACAGUAGCCCCAGUGGCCGUAUCCCUCGCUCAGCGCCGCACGGGCAGGAAGCGGGAGCUCACGCGCAGACCCACAGACAGGGAGGGGGGGCCCCCCCCACCCCCGGUGACACGUUGCCACAUCUCCCCCGGUCCGCACAUGACUUUGCGUGUCUCUGACCAGACACACGUCUUAAUCGGGUCUGGCUGCCGUGCUCUGCUGAUCCCGGGAGCCACGUCCUGGCCUCGCAGAGGGUGGACCAGGGUCCCCUCUCCUGCUGCUUCGCCCUGGUUGGGAUUUUUCCUUAGUUUGAAGAGUGGGCAGUGCAUCCAUAAAGUUGAGAAGGCUGAGUCGUAAAAAGGUGUGAGUGACGUACCCAACCCCACCCGAUGCCCGGGGUACUGUCCUUGGAAAGAGGCUGAGGCGCCGCCAGCACAGCCCCUGUGGCCCCGUUUUGGCACAAGGGUGGCCACGCGUGCUCCCACUUCUGUGGCGUGGUUUCAGCUGCCUGGUGUGCCGGAAUGAACCCGCGUGAGGACGCACGUGCUCCCUGGCUUCCUUGCUGCCUCCAUCCUCUGCUCUCCGUUCCCAGAGGGUCGGGAUGGACAGAUGAAUGCAGGUGCUUCCUGGGAAGGGAUAGUGACGCACUUGGUGCUCACUGUGACUUGUAAAGAGGAAACCGUGCAGCCAAGUCCACCUCCACGAGGCAGAGUCAAGUGUCAGCUUCUCCCCUUCUCCCUUCCUGGUGCUCAGAGGCCUCCGGGGUCAGGCCCUGCCCUGCUUCUGUGUUCGGGGCCUCUAAGCCCCACCCUGCGCAGGCCCCCUGGAGGGAAGAGGCCGCCGAGGUCGCCGGCGAAGCCCGGGCUGGUCACUCUGCCACGAAUCCUUCCCUCCCCGCAGUGCCCAGCUUGUCAGCACGUUCAGCCCGAGGGGACUGGCUGGGUUCCCGUGUGGCCUUCGAAGGGUGCAGAGACCACCCCGAUCUCAGUCAGGGGAAGACAUGGCUGCUCACGUGGGCGCUUCCCGGACCCCCCAGGAAGUGAUGGAGCAUUACACAUCUCGGUGGCCGAGCAGCAGCAGCUGGGCUACAUGCCGCUGCGGGACGACUAUGAGAUCGAGUACGACCAGGACGCCGAGACGCUCAUCAGCGGGCUCUCGGUCAACUACGAUGACGACGACGUGGAGAUCGAGCUGAAGCGCGCGCACGUGGACAUGUACGUGCGGAAGCUCAAGGAGCGGCAGCGGCGCAAGAACAUCGCGCGCGACUACAACCUGGUGCCGGCCUUCCUGGGCAAGGACAAGAAGGAGAAGGAGAAGGCGGCCAAGCGCAAGGUCACCAAGGAGGAGAAGGAGCUGCGGCUGAAGCUGCGGCCGCUCUACCAGUUCAUGUCCUGCAAGGAGUUCGACGACCUGUUUGAGAACAUGCACAAGGAGAAGAUGCUGCGCGCCAAGAUCCGCGAGCUGCAGCGCUACCGGCGCAACGGCAUCACCAAGAUGGAGGAGUCGGCCGAGUACGAGGCGGCCCGGCACAAGCGGGAGAAGCGGAAGGAGAACCGGAGCACGGGCGGCUCCAAGAGGGGCAAGGAGGACGGCAAGGACGGCGAGUUCGCCGCCAUCGAGCACCUGCCGGGCUUCGAGCUCCUGUCGGACCGCGAGAAGGUGCUCUGCAGCUCCCUGAACCUGAGCCCGGCGCGCUACGUGACGGUGAAGACCAUCAUCAUCAAGGACCACCUCCAGAAGCGGCAGGGCGUCCCGGCCAAGAGCCGCCUGCCCGGCUACCUGGACAAGGUCCUCAAGAAGCGCAUCCUCAACUUCCUCACCGAGAGCGGCUGGAUAUCCAGGGACGCCUCCUGAAGCGCAGCCCCGCUGUGCCGGUGGGACCAGGCGAAGAGCUCGUGAGCCAGACGACGGGGGCGGGGCGGGGGGGGGGGGAGCGCUCUGGUCCCCGUCGUCGCUCUUUUCAAACAGAUUGCGUGUUCGGGGCGUCAGUUCUUUGUGUGGUCCUGAGGCAGCAAGAGUCACAGGCUGACGUGGGAUGGCGGGGGAGCCAGCCCCCUGCUGAACCUAGUCCUAAAAGGAAGCCCCCAAGAGGGCGCUGUGCCGCCUCGCCUUCGGUUUGAGGACCGUGAUGACACUGGCGAAUUUUCUUUGCGACUCUCUUCCCUCGGGUACCCGCAGUUGUGCUGCGGGAGGAGGGGCACCUCUCCUUGUCGGCCCGCCAGCUGCCAGCUUCGCCUGUGACCUGAGCUUGGGCCGCGCCUCCUGCCGCCCAGGCACCUGGCACAGCCCCGCACGUGGCACUUUAGGUGGGGGCGGGGCCGGGCCGGGCCGCUGGACGUGAGGCUGAGGACGGGGCCCCAGAGGAGGGAGCCGGUGUGGAACCCAGGGGACGGAUGAGCUUCCCCUCAAACCACUGGCGGGGGUGGUUGCAGCCUGAAGCUCCCCGGCUCGCUUCCUGGGGGGCAGAGCUGGCGGGCUCGCUGUGGGAGUGGUGAGUCUGGGUGCUUUGGGGGAGGGGGGGACCAGCCGCCUCUCCUGGGGGUGCUUUCUGCUACUCUUAGAACCUGCAGUGCAUUUUAUUUGCAUUUUACUUUCUCAUUUUAGCAAGUUCAAGGCUGAGAGUUCCGGGUUCUGGCAUGAGCUCCCUCCAAGGUUUUCGCCCCAGGGGCACUUAGCUCUUUCACCGAGAGUCCGGCCCAGGGCCCAGUGUCUUCGGCUUCUUUGGGCGGGGGGUGGGGUGGGAGGGGCCUCGAGGCCUGGGCUCUGCUCGUCUGAGUCUGCAUCUUGAACCAGACUCGGAGUGGCUUUGCCCAGGCCUCUUCAGAAAGGUAUUCAAGGAAUCUGCACGGUACCUUCCUUCUAGAACUGGAGGAGUCUUUUUGUCUUCAGACUGCUCAAGGCUAAAACCCUGCUUUAAGACCCAGCACUCCACCCAUCCCUCCCAGAGCUCAGCCUGCCUCCUCCCUCCCCCAGAGCCACCCAGACUGCUCACCUCCCAGAAGGUUUGGGCUUGAAGUUACAUUAAAGUGAAGUUAUUUGAAAGAAAAAGAAACCUCAUCAUUUCCAAGGACGACUUAAUUACCGUGCCUUUUCCUUUCUUUUGACGUCCUUCUGUCCCUUAGGGUAAGUUUUCCACCAUUCAACAAACAUUUCAAAUGCGCUGUAUAUGGCUUGAGUGGGAAACUACAUUGCAUGCUGGCGGAGGAGGGCUCCCUGGGACCCAGAGAGCCCGGGACUCCUCUGACCAGAGGAAACAGCAAACGGCGUUACUGCUGGGCGCCACCUCCACUGUCCCUGCAGGGUAACUGGCAGAGCUGGUACUGCCCACCGCCGCCGAGCAGAGAUGGAGACGGUGCUAAGUUUUUACAGGUGUUUCAGCCAGUGGUUCUCCCCUGGGGUUUGGCAGCAUCCGUGUCCCCAGGGAACCUACUACAAGUGCAGGCACUCAGGUCCUGCUCGGUCCCCCUGGGUCCGAAGCUCCAGCGCUGGGGCACGCGUACAGCUGUUUGACAAGCCUUCCAGGUAGAGUUGGAGAACCACUGGCUUGAGCUACUCUGGUGUCUUCAUUGAUUUUCUACAGCAGAUUCCUAGUUUGGUGAGGUUUUAAAUUUAGUUUUAUUUUUAUAUAAAACAAUGGCCAGACUUUCAUUAAGCUUGAGAAGCAAAAGCUCCCUGUAAAUGUGCGUGGCCCUGGCCGAGAACUGUCAAAUGAAAAAAAUUGGAAGUUUAAGCAGGUUUUCAGUGUGCAUAUCUUUUUGAUGGUAUGAAGAAUUUACUUAGGCCUGACUGUUUUUAAACACCAUGAUGAAUGUAUAAUUUAUGUUAAAGUAUUAACACUUCUGUUACAAGGGAAAAAACUUUAUGAUUGCUGUCACAUUAGUCCUUACCCUCCUGUUAGCUUGGAACCUUUAAAUUUCUAUAUUUAAUUCUCAUGUUAAAUUAGUCUCCAUAAUCCCAUGAAAUUAGGUAUUUUCGAAAUUUAAACUCUUUGAGUCAAAAGUUAGAUAAUUCAGCUGUUCAGAAUAACACUCUGGAUGGCCAGCAUUCUGAGAAUGUAUUAAAACCAAACCUCCGCCUACGGUUAUUUCUCUUUUACACAUUAAACAGGUUGAGAACCAAA